UUUGAUUCACCUAUAAAAGGCCAGCCUUUGAAUACCCAAAGCACUUGACUUGGCUUUGCGGUGAGUGAGGCACCAUUUCAUUCUCCAACAAUUUCGCGCAGCCACCAACACUCAUUUUUCUAGGAAAGUCACCAUGGUUGAUCAAGUUCAGCGCCCUAGAAUCAUUGAGAAUGUUGCACGCCAGACCGGUCUUUCUAUGUACCAAAGCAGGUCAUUUGGAAAUUACUCCAACCCUGCAUUGCAGUAUCCAAUGAUGCCGGCAUGUAGAUCAACAGCGACUGACUUUUCUACUAUUGCAACAACAGCCUCCCCAAUCUUUGUUGCCGCUCCUGCUGAGAAAGGAAACUUCGUUGUCGACUUUCUCAUGGGAGGAGUUUCAGCUGCUGUGUCUAAAACCGCUGCUGCUCCUAUUGAAAGAAUUAAGCUUUUGAUCCAGAACCAAGAUGAGAUGAUUAAAGCUGGUAGACUUUCUGAACCCUACAAGGGAAUUGGUGACUGUUUUAAGCGAACAAUGGCUGAUGAAGGUGUUGUUUCUCUAUGGAGAGGUAACACCGCAAAUGUCAUCCGUUAUUUCCCCACUCAGGCUUUGAACUUUGCAUUCAAGGACUACUUCAAGAGGCUUUUCAACUUCAAGAAGGACAAGGAUGGUUACUGGAAAUGGUUUGCUGGUAACUUGGCUUCAGGAGGUGCUGCUGGUGCUUCAUCCCUUUUCUUUGUCUACUCCCUCGACUAUGCUCGUACCCGUUUGGCAAAUGAUGCAAAGGCUGCAAAGAAGGGUGCAGGCGGAAGACAAUUCAACGGUCUUAUUGAUGUCUAUAAGAAGACAUUGGCAACUGAUGGUAUUGCUGGACUUUACCGUGGUUUCAACAUUUCUUGUGUUGGAAUCAUUGUGUAUCGCGGUCUCUACUUCGGAAUGUAUGAUUCCUUGAAGCCAGUUCUCCUAACUGGAUCAUUGCAGGAUAGCUUUUUCGCUAGUUUUGGACUUGGAUGGCUCAUCACCAAUGGUGCAGGUCUAGCAUCUUACCCAAUUGACACUGUCAGAAGAAGAAUGAUGAUGACAUCUGGUGAAGCCGUCAAGUACAAGAGCUCCUUGGAUGCAUUCAACCAAAUCCUCAAGAAUGAGGGUGCUAAGUCAUUGUUUAAGGGAGCUGGUGCUAACAUUCUCCGUGCUGUUGCUGGUGCUGGUGUGCUUGCUGGUUACGACAAGUUACAGGUCAUAAUGCUCGGAAAGAAGUACGGAUCUGGUGGCGCUUAAAUUUUUGUUUUGGAUAUUGAUGAAAAUAUUUAGUUUUGAGAAUUGACCAUAAGUAUCGCGGAAAAUUUUAUUGAAAUAAUUGUACUCAAUGAUCCCAUUUUGGAUCAGAAGUUUCUUUAUUUUUAGGCAAAUUUUUGAAUGGCAGGCAAAGUAUCUGUCAUAUUGAAUUUCAUUUUGUUUGAUUUGAAUUUUGGUGAGAUAUUCUAUUUUUUAUUCUAUCUAUUUAUUGUUCA
This is a messenger RNA of Trifolium pratense (red clover), 1488 nucleotides long. Its product is annotated as ADP,ATP carrier protein 1, mitochondrial-like. The record is from RefSeq and is a predicted model, not a curated record. Gene Ontology annotation, biological process: mitochondrial ADP transmembrane transport; mitochondrial ATP transmembrane transport. Bases 134 to 1255 code for a protein of 373 amino acids. Gene Ontology annotation, cellular component: mitochondrial inner membrane. The transcript has 4 exons. Gene Ontology annotation, molecular function: ATP:ADP antiporter activity. Lineage: Eukaryota; Viridiplantae; Streptophyta; Magnoliopsida; Fabales; Fabaceae.